AUUUUCCUCGAUUAAAGAAACCUCUCACUAGCUCUCGCUUUCAGAGUUUAUUCUCGAAGAACAUCACUUGGAAACCUCACAAUUCCAAAAUCUUUUUCCUAGAUUUUCUUUGUUUCUCGUCUUUUUCUUCUUCUUCUAGCUUAAUUCACACGCAUUCAUCUGCUGCUAUUUCAUGCUUUAUCCUAAGUCACUCCAUGUAAAGCAUAAAGUUUGACCAGACCAGAGAAGCAUAACAGGAUGAGAGACACUGAGUAAUCUCAUAUCAAGGGAUUUGACUGAUUAUACUUUGGGUGCCAUUUUUCCUGUAUAAUAUCAAAAACUAUGCCUUCAUGGUGGGGUAAGUCAUCAUCAAAAACUCCAAAGAAGAAGACAACCAAGGAGCGUAUUAUUGAGACAAUUCGAAAGUUUAGAAUCCCUUCUGAUAAAAAAACAACCAACAGAUCAGGGAGAGGUUGUAGUGACACAGUUUCAGAGCUCGGGUCUCUAUCCAGGUCAGUUUCACCUUCCAAAGAAUCCAAACUUGUGGCUAGAUGUCAAAGUUUCCAAGAAAGACCACAGGCUCAACCACUCCCGCUUCCAGUUUCUCACCCGUCCCGUGUGGCUCGAACUGAGUCGAGCAUCAGUGUAUCUGGAAAAACGAGACAAGAAAAGGGGUCCAAACCUUCACCGUUUCUUCCACUCCAUCAUACCGGAUACACACGGGCUAGGCCAGAUGCCGCAGAUUUGGAUGGAGCGGAAUCGGUUUUUAGUGAAUGUUAUAGCGAUAGUGAUGAUCCACCUGACUCUAGUCAGCUUAGCCCGUUGGCAUCUGAUUAUGAUACUGGGAGUCGAACAACAGCUGGCAGCCCUUCCAAUAUGAUUGUUAAGGAUCAGUUGCCUGCCAGAAAAAUCCACUCGAGAGAUGUAGUAAAACCACCAGACCAUCUUUUUGAUAAUCAUAUAUCUUCUUCACCUUCUAGAAUGAAACCGUUCUUCAGUGCUCCAGACAGCUCGAUAUCAAGCCCUUCUAGAAGCCCGUUACGAACAUUUGGAACCGAGCAAGUCAUAAACACUGCUUUCUACUCCACUAAACCUUUGCUUGGGUCGGGCCACUGCUCAAGCCCUGGGUCAGGUCAGAACUCUAUGGGCGGUGACAUGGCGGGGCUCUUUUGGCAACCCAGCAGGGGUAGCCCUAGCCCUGAAUAUUCUCCACUUCCUAGUCCCAAGAUGACGAGUCCAGGCCCUAGCUCUAGAAUCCAUAGUGGUGCAGUCACACCGCUUCAUCCAAGAGCUAUUGACUCACGGCCGGAAGAUGUAAAACAAAGAAGUCACCGGUUACCGCUUCCUCCGGUCACGAUUUCUAAUUCUUUACCUUUCUCUCAGUCUAAUUCAGCAGCUACAUCACCUUCUGUACCACGAAGUCCAGGACGACCCGAUAAUAGAUGGAAGAAGGGGAGUCUGUUGGGUAAAGGCUCGUUUGGGCAUGUUUAUGUCGGUUUCAACAGCGAAAGCGGGGAAAUGUGUGCUAUGAAGGAAGUAACAUUGUUUUCUGAUGAUGCAAAGUCAAAGGAAAGUGCAAAGCAGUUGAGCCAAGAAGUUUAUUUAUUGAGCCGGUUAAACCAUCCAAAUAUCGUGCGCUAUUAUGGGUCUGAAAUGGUGGAUGACAAACUUUAUAUAUAUCUGGAAUACGUAUCGGGCGGUUCCAUUUAUAAACUUCUUCAAAAUUUUGGACAAUUUGGUGAGCUGGCAAUCCGAAGUUACACCCAACAAAUCUUGUCAGGGCUAUCAUAUCUACAUGCUAAGAAUACCGUUCAUAGGGAUAUUAAAGGAGCAAAUAUCCUUGUUGACCCAAAUGGCCGAGUCAAGUUGGCAGACUUUGGAAUGGCAAAGCAUAUCACAGGGAACACAUGUCCAUUGUCAUUUAAAGGAAGUCCUUACUGGAUGGCACCUGAGAUCAUCAAGAAUAGCAAUGGUUCCAACCUUGCCGUCGACAUAUGGAGUCUUGGGUGUACUGUUAUAGAAAUGGCAACGACAAAGCCACCUUGGAACCAACAUGAAGGGGUUGCUGCCUUGUUCAAGAUCGGAAACAGUAAAGAACUCCCGGUUAUACCUGAUCAUCUCUCAGAUGAAGGGAAGGAUUUUGUAAGACAAUGUCUACAGAGAAAUCCGCUGUGUCGUCCUACGGCUAAUCAGUUGUUGGAUCACCCUUUUGUGAAAAAUGCGGCUCCUGUGCCAGAUUCUGACCCAUCUGAUCCACCUGCCUUUUCAAAUGGGGGAAUUGGACAUCCAAGAAACCAGCAAGCAUUGAAUUCAAAUAGGCUUGCUGCCACUAAUUCAUUUAGAGUGUCAAGACCCGGUUUUAUUUUCAGCGAUGUUCAAAUUCCAAGGAAUGUAUCGUGCCCCGUGUCACCGAUCGGAAGCCCGCUUUUACAUUCAAGGAUGUCCCCAUCACCCAUAUCUAGCCCACGAUCCGCUUCAGGCACUUCAACUCCGCCAACCAAUAUCCCAUUUCAUCACGUUAACCAGUCGGUAUACCUGCACGAGAUCUCAAAGUCCACAAACAUAUCCUAUCAUGAUCCCGUCCCUGAUAUGUUUCGAGCCAAGAGGCAAUUUGGUGGAGACGCGGUGUUGGCUGAUUCUGUUUCGCAUUUGCUUCUUAGGGACAAAGUGAACUUCAAACCAUCUUUGGAUCUGAAUCCUUUAUAAGGUGUGCUCAUUCAUUUUAACUGGAAAUGGGGCUAUAAGGAUGUCGAAUCCUUGAUCUAUGAUCUCAUUCGGAGAAGGCUGCUGAGCUUGCUAACAAAACCUGCAUUUUAAACAUAGCGGUAACAUAAGCAAGAUUUGUAAGGUAAUAUAAGUUCAUAUUAUUAUUUUUCCUUUUGUGGCAAAUAUUCAAGAAACAUUACCUUGUGCAAAGCUGGGAGGAGUAAAAACGUGACGGAACAAGUUUGUUGAGAUUACCCCGGGAUGAAGAGAAUUUGCAGUUAUUUCUGCUCCUUCCUCCUGUUCGUUCAAGUAACAAAUAAACCUCACUUCAAGCAUAGUUUUGUUUCUAAUUGUAGUAUUUUACUCGAUACGAUUAUUGUAAUAUGUUUAUAGUUUUGAAGUUGAUAACCGUCCCGUUUGACUUUAAAAGCCAAAACAGGUUUGAUUUAUAGAAAUUCAUGAACAUGGAACUUAUACCUUUA
This is a messenger RNA of Helianthus annuus (common sunflower), 3167 nucleotides long. Its product is annotated as mitogen-activated protein kinase kinase kinase YODA. The transcript has 13 exons. Lineage: Eukaryota; Viridiplantae; Streptophyta; Magnoliopsida; Asterales; Asteraceae. Gene Ontology annotation, molecular function: ATP binding; protein kinase activity. The record is from RefSeq and is a predicted model, not a curated record. Gene Ontology annotation, biological process: protein phosphorylation. The coding region runs from base 322 to 2685 and encodes 787 amino acids.